UGCCCUCAAAACCGGUUUGGCACCAACUGCAGCCAAGUUUGUCAAUGCAGCCACCCAGACGCCUUGUGCGAUCCUGUAACCGGUCGGUGCCAAUGUCCUCCUGGUUGGCAGGGCGAGAUGUGCGAACGACCUUGCAGCGAACCCGGCUUUUUCGGCAAACACUGUCAAGAGAGGUACGUGAGAAGAGGACAGUUGGGCUGUUUGGUCUUUGACCCAGCCGUCGCCAAUGCGUUCCCAAAGUGCAGAGGCAUAAGCUGA
Protopolystoma xenopodis is the source of this 258-nucleotide messenger RNA. NCBI's taxonomy places the organism in Eukaryota, Metazoa, Platyhelminthes, Monogenea, Polystomatidea, Polystomatidae. The record is from the annotation of a GenBank genome assembly.